AUGGCCAGCGUCAUGCGCCACGUUCAGCAUCUGCUGGCGGUGGCUGCCAUUGCUGCCGUUGCCACCCACGGCGUCACGACCACGCACCUCCAGUUCUACAUGCACGACACGGUGACGCCGUCCGCCGGCAGCCCAGCCACGGCGGUGCGCGUGGUGAGAGGCCCCACGCCGGCGCCGGGCGACCCCAUCAACCGGUUCGGCGACUUGUACGUGAUCGAUGACCCGCUGACGGAGGGGCCCGACCUGGCGUCCCGCGCCGUCGGGCGCGCGCAGGGGUUCUACCUCAUGGCGUCCCGUUCGAUCGACCAGCUGCUGCUCUCCGCCAACAUGGCGUUCACGGCGGGGAAGUACAACGGCAGCUCCAUAACCCUGUUGGGCAGGGACGCCAUCUUCGACGAGAUCAGGGAGCUCCCCGUCGUGGGGGGCACGGGCGGGUUCCACGGCGCCGCCGGGUACGGCUUGAUCCGGACGCACUCAUUGAACGCUAGCAACAACAACGCCGUGCUUGUGAUCGACAUGUACCUGAUGCUGUAACGACUAUCUACCUGCAUCUUAUAUAUGGGUAAGGGUGGGUACACUAGGCCAUAAAAAAUUUGUGCUGACGGCUACAAGUGGUCUGUACUGGUGGGCUGAGCACCCGCUAGCAACCUUGAGCCAACAGAAAUGCCGUCUGUGCUGGCGAGUGCCCGCCCGCCAGCACAGAGCAGUCUGCGCUGGCGGGUGACAUUAGCCACUCGCCAGCACAGAUGCUUUCUGUGCUAGCUGGU
Setaria italica (foxtail millet) is the source of this 767-nucleotide messenger RNA. Its product is annotated as dirigent protein 19. The record is from RefSeq and is a predicted model, not a curated record. The transcript has a single exon. The coding region runs from base 1 to 534 and encodes 177 amino acids. Lineage: Eukaryota; Viridiplantae; Streptophyta; Magnoliopsida; Poales; Poaceae.